Molecule: messenger RNA, 684 nt
Organism: Suillus bovinus
Lineage: Eukaryota; Fungi; Basidiomycota; Agaricomycetes; Boletales; Suillaceae
Exons: 5
Coding region: 1-684 (227 amino acids)
Source: RefSeq, a predicted model, not a curated record
AUGCGAGCCUCUGAUCCCUUGUCCAACAAGCCUGCAGAUGCUAUAAAGGUCAAAGAUGUUGGAAAGGGCUUGACACACAAACUGACACUAGGAAAUACAGUCAAUACCUUCAGUAACAACCUACCACUCCAGCCAUACUCCACUACUGAGACAGGAAAAGCUUUUCCGAAUGCACUUCAAUCACUUCCAAACGACACUCUCAAAGGACACAAUUUCCGUACUUGCAAGUCUGUGAUGCUGUUCAAUGGGGAUGUUUGUCAGAUAGGAGACUGGGUCCUCACAGCGAAGGGCACAGCUGAGCAGUCUCUGAUUGUAGCAUAUGCAAUUCUUCUGGAAUGUGGACGUGUUGGUGAACCAGCAGCACCCUACUCUAUGCCUGCAGUCAGGGCUCAUGGUGGGUUUUUACUCUAUCCUGUUGAGCAAAUUUUAUGCGCAGCAAAUCUGCAGCAUCAAUGGCAAGCACACGGCUGCACAGGCUUGGCUUCUGACAUCGAGUUUGUUUACGAAGAAUGGACAAAGACAUCAAAAGCUAAAGUUGCCAUACAUCAUAUUGGGGACCCUGAUGACCUUGUUCUCAACACUGCACACAUGCGAGAUGCAAAGCACAUGCAGGGUCUUUGGGUACCUAUUCAGCCACCAGAUAUGAACCUCGCAAUCCUUGAGGGUGGAGAUUCAGAUGCAUAA